CUACAUGUCUGGAUGUUGAAUGCGGAACGUUACCAGGACUGAAGGAAGACUCGCGUGUGAUCCGGUUGACAGAUACUUUCGGCGCAUCUUGACGGAGAGAAGCAUGGUUGAUAACGCGAGUAUAGCUACUAAAUCUGCUUUGCAAGGUUCGUUCUCGUCCGCCGGCAGCCUUCUCCCCCUCCAGGCUCCCUCCGCCUCCUCCCACAGCCCGUUCCCCGGCGCACAGUCCCAGCAGCAGCAGCAGCAGCCAGCCAGCGGCGGCAUGAAGCUCGAAGCCGUCAUGGAGAACCUGCAGCGGCAACAGGCGGCGCGGCUGGCCCUGGAGGAGAAGCUCCGGCAGGCGGAGACGGAGAAGGACCUCCGCUCCAUGGUGGAGUCCCAGAUACACCAACAGGCGCUGGCUUUCCGCCACUACCAGGCGGCGAUGCGCGGCGCCCUAGCCGCCGGAGUCGCCAACUCGUCCGAGGUCCGCAGAGCCGACGAGGACGGGAGCUCCCCCGGACCGGGCGGCGGCGACGACAGGGAGCGGUACGAGGAGGCGGACGACAUGGAGGAGCAGGAGAUGGUGGACGAAGAAGACGAGGAGGAGGGCGAAGACGACGUUGGGUUGAACCACUACCAGGACCGGCAGCUCCACGGAGCCUGUCUGCCUCCGAAGGGCACCCCGGUGCAUCUCCUGGCCAGGGUCCCGGCGGCCUUCACCCCGGCCCGCCGCGCAGACUCCCCCUCGGCGCACCCUCAGCCCCAGCACCACGACUGGACCUACGAGGAGCAGUUCAAACAGUUGUAUGAAUUGGAUGAUGAUGAAAAGCGCAAAGAGUUUCUCGAUGACCUUUUCAGUUUCAUGCAGAAACGGGGGACUCCGGUGAAUCGGAUUCCUAUCAUGGCCAAGCAGGUGUUGGAUCUCUACAUGCUCUACAAGCUCGUCACGGAAAAGGGCGGCUUAGUGGAGGUCAUCAAUAAGAAAAUAUGGCGCGAGAUCACCAAAGGCCUUAACCUCCCUACCUCCAUCACCAGUGCAGCUUUCACUCUCCGAACGCAGUAUAUGAAGUACCUCUACCCGUAUGAAUGUGAAAAGCGGGGACUGAGCUCCCCCGGUGAGCUCCAGGCAGCUAUCGAUAGCAACCGGCGGGAAGGCCGCCGGCAGAGCUACGGCUCAGCCAUCUUCAACUACUCUCCUGUGGGCACCCCCUCCCUCCUGUCCUCACCAAAGAUGCAUAUGUCCCACGUAUCUAUGCCCACUCACAACAGUGGCCAUAUCUCCCAGGUGCCUGUGAUCAAGAAAGAAGAGCCCCUCUUGGGCAGCUGCCUCCCCAGCCGGUUGACCCACCCCAUGUCACCCAGCGGCCACCACGCGGCGGUCAUGGCCGCCCAGGCACAGGCGGCGGCGGCUGUCCAGGCAGCGGCUCUGGAACAGCUCCGAGAGAAGCUGGAGAGCGGCGAACCGCCUGAGAAGAAGAUGAUGAUGACGGUGGCGGAGGAGCAGCAGAGGAUCAUGCAGCACGCCCUGCAGCAGAACCUGCUGGCGAUGGCCACCCAGCUGCCCCUCAACAUCAAACUCAACAACAGAGAUGAUAGACAAGAGACCGCAUUGAACCUGUCUACCAACGGCAUUAGCAGCAUCAACAUGUCAAUAGAAAUAAAUGGAGUUGUCUACACAGGCGUCCUUUUCGCUCGGCAGUCGGCCAUAGCAGCGAUGACGGGACAUCGCGGGAGACACGGCAACUGUCAGACUCAGGGAAAGACCAGUCCCACACAGUUCCAGCCCCACUGCUCCUCCUCUUCUUCCACAACCUCCUCCUCUUCCUCACUCCACGGACACAGAAACUCCUCCCCCUGAGUUUCCUGUCCGCCCAUCACCUCCCUCCUCACCCCUCUGGGGGGAGAUCAUUUCUCUUCUCAAAGACACCAAGCAGUUGGAGACAUAAUAAGCAGAGAAAACCACAUUCAAGUUGUUUUUGAAGGUGGUUUUCUCUCCAACCACGCAAUCAGAUUCCUUGUAGGUCAGCUAUUUACAGGCCAGAAAUCUUCCUGUCCCCCUUUGUCCCCCCUCUCUUCCUGCUCAGUGUGUUUCGAGGACAUUUAACCCUUGUGUGUUGUCAAAGACAUCCGUUCCGUGUGGAAAACUUCAAAAGCACGGUCGCCCGUCAGCUCAAGGUGCGACCCGGAUGAAGCCACACCAAGACUCCCUCUUGUGCACCAUUUCAAUCAAAAGACGAGGCGACCGAGCAGCAAGCCUUCAGCAAGAAAUGACGGACCUCAGAAACUCUUACAGCUGAUACCAAAGAAGGAAACUGAUCUAUCCUGGCUCAACACAUCAAGCAUUUAAAGUGAGUUUUAGCACCAUUGAUCAAACCUGAAGAGUA
Messenger RNA from Anoplopoma fimbria (sablefish), 2366 nucleotides. It is a transcript of the gene arid3c, whose product is annotated as AT rich interactive domain 3C (BRIGHT-like). The transcript is spliced from 8 exons. Gene Ontology annotation, molecular function: DNA binding. Gene Ontology annotation, cellular component: nucleus. The record is from RefSeq and is a predicted model, not a curated record. The coding region runs from base 20 to 1840 and encodes 606 amino acids. NCBI's taxonomy places the organism in Eukaryota, Metazoa, Chordata, Actinopteri, Perciformes, Anoplopomatidae. Gene Ontology annotation, biological process: regulation of transcription by RNA polymerase II.